CUUAGAAGAGGCCUCCCCGGUGAAGAUAGCAGCCCGGAACCACUAUCCCACCGGACCACCUCCUCACCGGACAGCCCUGCAGGACCGGACCAGCGCCGAGCGGAGAUGAGCCUAGAGCAGCAGCCCCUGAUCAUGUGACUCCUCCUCCUCCAUGUGACUGAUCACCUGACUGUGACAUCAUCGCAGGUCCUGUUAGUACACUUCCUGUAUUGCUCUGCUGGUGAAGGUGAAGAUAUGAACAAUAUUAAUGCUCUACAGACAGAUGUGAGCAGUGAUGAGCAGUAUAAGGAGGACAUUCCUGCAGGGAAAGAUCUGAUCUACAUUAAUGCUACAGACAUAAAGGAAGAAGAAGAAGAGACAGAUGUGAGCGAUGAUGAGCAGUAUAAGGAGGACAUUCCUGCAGGGAAAGAUCUGAUCUAUAUUAAUGCUGCAGACAUAAAGGAAGAAGAAGAGACAGAUGUGAGCGAUGAUGAGCAGUAUAAGGAGGACAUUCCUACAGGAGAAGAUCUGAUCAAUAUUAAUGCUACAGACAUAAAGGAAGAAGAAGAGACAGAUGUGAGCGGUGAUGAGCAGUAUAAGGAGGGCAUUCCUACAGGAGAAGAUCUGAUCAAUAUUAAUGCUACAGACAUAAAGGAAGAAGAAGAGACAGAUGUGAGCAGUGAUGAGCAGUAUAAGGAUUACAUUCCUACAGAUUCUUCCACCAGGAGAUCAGAGGAGAAUCUUAUAUCUUCAGAUUAUAAAGCAGAUGAUGAUAUCACACAAGAUACAUAUGAAGAACAUUCCAUUAUCCCAGAUACACCCUCAGCCCUUCACAGCCAAGAUCUGUCAUCUCAUCCUGUUAUACAAGUCCAACCUAAAGAUUCAUCAGAGGCUGUUAAGCAAAAUAAUGAGGAGCCAUUUUCAUGUUCAGAAUGUGGGAAAUGUUUUACUUGGAAAUACUCUCUUGUUAGACAUAAAAAAAAACACACAGGAGAGAAACUAUUUUCAUGUUCAGAAUGUGGAAAAUGUUUUGCUGUGAAAUCAUCUCUUGUUGAUCAUCAAAGAACUCACACAGGAGAGAAGCCAUUUUCAUGUGCAGAAUGUGGGAGAUGUUUUACUGUGAAAUCAUCUCUUGCUGAUCAUCAAAGAACUCACACAGGGGAGAAGCCAUUUUCAUGUGCAGAAUGUGGGAGAUGUUUUAGUCACAAAUCUUAUCUUGGUAAACAUCAAAGAAUUCACACAGGAGCGAAGCCAUUUUCAUGUCCAGAAUGUUGGAAAUGUUUUCCUGACAAAUCAUCUCUUGUGAGUCAUCAACGAAUUCACACAGGAGAAAAGCCAUAUUUAUGUUUAGAAUGUGGGAAAUGUUUUGCUCAUAAGUUAUCUCUUGUAGUUCAUCAAAGAAGUCACACAGGAGAGAAGCCAUUUUCAUGUUCAGAAUGUGGAAUAUAUUUUACUCAUAAGUUAUCUCUUGUUAUUCAUCAAAGAAAUCACACAGGAGAGAGGCCAUUUUUAUGUCCAGAAUGUGGAAAAUGUUAUAACAAUAAAUCACAGCUUGUUAAACAUCAAAAAAGUCACACAGGAGAAAAAUGUGGAAAAUGUGGAAAAUGUUUUACUUCAAGUUCACUUCUUGUUGAACAUCAAAAAUCUCACAAAGUAAAAAAGCCAUUUUCAUGUCCAGAAUGUGGAAUAUGUUUUAAGCGGAAAUCAAUACUUGGUCAACAUCAAAGAACUCACACAGGAGAGAAGCCAUUUUUAUGUUCAGAAUGUGGGAGAUGUUUUACUCAUGAAUCGCAUCUUGUUGAACAUGAAAAAACACACACAAGAGAAAUGCCAUUUUCAUGUUCAGAAUGUGGGAAAUGUUUUAUAUCUAAAUCAAAUCUUAUCAUACAUCAAAAAAACCACACAGAGGAAAAACCAUUUUCAUGUUCAGAAUGUGGGAAAUGUUUUACAUUUAAAACACGUCUUGUCACACAUCAAAGAACUCACACAGGAGAGAAACCAUUUUCAUGCCCAGAAUGUCGUAAACAUUUUACUCAGCAAUCAAUACUUAUCAGGCAUCUAAGAAUUCACACAGGAGAGAGACCAUUUUCAUGUUCAGAAUGUGGAAAAUGUUUUAAACAGAAACCACAUCUUGUUAAACAUAAAAUAACCCACACAGGAAAGAAGCCAUUUUCAUGUUCAGAAUGUGGGAAAUGUUUUACUGAGAAAUCAAAUCUUGUUAAGCAUCAAAGAAUUCACACAGGAGAGAAGCCAUUUUCAUGUUCAGAAUGUAGGAAAUGUUUUACUGAGAAAUCACAUCUUAUCAACCAUCUAAGAAUUCACACAGGAGAGAAGCCAAUUCAGAGCAAUAAAUGAUGCAGAUAAGACAUCUAUAUAUUAACCAUGUACAUAGGAUAUCUGACAUUUAUACAUAUAUCAUAUACUGCAUCUCCAAACUUGUUCCCAAUUGUUAAUAAAAGUUUUCUUUUAGAACGUAGUCACCGAUCCAGCGAUGUCAUCACUAUAGUUUACAUGGUAGGAAAAGAGUGUGAUAUAUGGUUGUGAUAUUCACUGCUCCUCAUGGUGAAGACCCAACAGGCAUAAUCUAUGGGGAGCUGCUACUGGAGACCCAAACACCUCAGAGAGAAGGGACUUAUUCCAGUGAUGAAGAAUUCCAGGACAUGACCAGAUUAGAGACACAAAAUCACUUCUAUCUUCUGGCUUCUAGGACAUUAUUCUGAUGGAAGAACUUUACACAUUAUAUAAAGUCCUAUAGGUGUUGGGGAACAUUUAUAGACAAUUGUUCGCCCCGGCUGUCAUGGCGUAUCAUAGGCCCCCUGCCUCCAUAUUACACAGGUCUGAUGGAGGA
Molecule: messenger RNA, 2827 nt
Organism: Hyla sarda
Lineage: Eukaryota; Metazoa; Chordata; Amphibia; Anura; Hylidae
Product: oocyte zinc finger protein XlCOF6-like
Exons: 4
Coding region: 235-2334 (699 amino acids)
Biological process (GO): negative regulation of transcription by RNA polymerase II
Molecular function (GO): DNA-binding transcription repressor activity, RNA polymerase II-specific
Source: RefSeq, a predicted model, not a curated record